Molecule: messenger RNA, 330 nt
Organism: Prosopis cineraria
Lineage: Eukaryota; Viridiplantae; Streptophyta; Magnoliopsida; Fabales; Fabaceae
Product: aquaporin PIP2-7-like
Exons: 1
Coding region: 1-330 (109 amino acids)
Biological process (GO): transmembrane transport
Cellular component (GO): plasma membrane
Molecular function (GO): water channel activity
Source: RefSeq, a predicted model, not a curated record
AUGCGCGAGGAAGCUCGAGAAAGAAGAAAUGUCAAGUUCAUCACCAUCCUUCUUUUCCUCUACGUCACCAUCGCUACUGUUAUCAGCCACAAAAAAAAGCAGCUCGGCUUCUGUAACAGUAUGGGCUUCCUAGGCAUCACUUGGGCCUUCGGUGGCAUGAUCUUCAUCCUCAUUUAUUGCACCGCCAAUAUCACUGGUGGCCACAUCAAUCCUGCAGUUACAUUCGGAUUGUUCUUGGCCAGGAAGGUAACAUUCAUCCGAGCUUUAGUGUAUAUGGUAGCUUGGUGCUUAGGAGCUAUUUGUGGUACUGGACUGGUCAAGGCUUGGUAA